This is a messenger RNA of Nerophis ophidion (straightnose pipefish), 2648 nucleotides long. RefSeq names its product phospholipase C, delta 1a (gene plcd1a). Gene Ontology annotation, molecular function: phosphatidylinositol-4,5-bisphosphate phospholipase C activity; calcium ion binding. Lineage: Eukaryota; Metazoa; Chordata; Actinopteri; Syngnathiformes; Syngnathidae. Bases 119 to 2422 code for a protein of 767 amino acids. The record is from RefSeq and is a predicted model, not a curated record. The transcript has 15 exons. Gene Ontology annotation, biological process: lipid metabolic process; phosphatidylinositol-mediated signaling.
GGACACGCCCCUUCCAGGGGUGACGCGCUCCCCAAGUGCGUGCGCGCGCACAUGGACGCGUCUUGUAAGGACUUAUCGGAGGGUCGCAGGGCGUCUUAAGGACUGGGAAGAAGCAGACAUGUUGUGUUGGAAAUGUCAACCUAAACGGACGCCGGAGGAAGAAGCGGAGUGGGCGAGCCGUGCGAGGAAAGUUGCGCAAGCGAACGGAAAACAUUUCGGUUUAGAGGAUGAUCAGGAUCUCAACUUCCUGUUGAUCGGCGGCUUCCUGACUAAAGUGAGGUCGCGGUCCUGGCAGAAGACUCGCUUGUACCGCCUGCAGGAGGACUGCAAGACCGUCUGGCACGAGUCCGAAAAGGUCAUCAACCGCAAACAGACCUUCUCCAUCGACGAGGUGGAGUCUGUGCGUCAUGGCCGGCGCUCAGAAGGUCUCAGCAAGCACAUCGACCCCACAGAGGAGGCUCGCUGCUUCUCCAUCGUCUUCAGGGGCAGGAAGAAGGUUCUAGACCUGAUGGCCAGCGACCCCCAGGAGGCGGAGCAGUGGGUCAAAGGUCUCAACAAGGUCAUCAGCAACGUGCGCGCCCUGAGCCGGCAGCAGAAGAGCGAGCACUGGAUCAUCAACUGCAUGCGCAAAGCGGACAAGAACGAGGACAACAAGAUGAACCUGAAGGAGCUGAAGAGCUUCCUGGGCCACAUCAACAUCCAGGUGGACAACGCCUACGCCGAGGAACUCUUCAAGAAAUGCGACCAGUCCAAGUCGGGCACCCUGGAGGACGAGGAGAUCCGCCACUUCUACGAGCUUCUGACCCAGCGGGAGGAGAUCGAGGUGAUCUACGCCGACUACGCCAGGACGGACGGGCAGAUGAGCGUGAAAGACCUGCUCAACUUCCUGCUGAACGAGGAGCGGGAGGCGGCCACCACCGUGGGCGCGCUGAGGCUCAUCGACAAAUACGAGGUGGACGACGCAGCCAAGCAGAGGAAGCACAUGAGCAAAGAUGGCUUCCUGAUGUACCUGCAGCACGAGGACUGCUCCAUCUUUAACCCCGCCCACAAGAAGGUGCACCAGGACAUGACGCAGCCUCUGCACCACUACUACAUCUCCUCCUCACACAACACUUACCUGACCAAGGACCAGCUCAAAGGGCCCAGCAGCACCGAGGCCUACAUCAGAGCUCUGAUGAAGAGUUGCCGCUGUGUGGAGCUGGACUGCUGGGACGGCCCCAACGGGGAGCCCGUCGUCUAUCACGGCUACACGCUCACCUCCAAAAUCCUUUUCAGAGACGUCAUCCAAGCCAUCAAAGACUUCGCCUUCAAGACCUCGGAGUAUCCUGUCAUUCUGUCUUUGGAGAACCACUGCAGUGUGCCCCAGCAGAGACUCAUGGCCCACCACAUGGUCUCCAUUUUGGGGGGCGCCUUGGUCACCAAGCCCAUCGGGAGCAACUGGCCCACCACCUUCCCUUCACCUGAGGAACUGAAGGGCAAGUUCCUGGUGAAAGGAAAGCGCCUCAACAACCCGGCCAUGGAGGAGGACACGGUGUCUGAGGAGGACGAGGCGGCGGAGGUGGAGAGCGUACAGGAAGUCAAAAAAAAGAAAUCCAAGAUCAAGCUUGCCAAGGAACUUUCCGACAUGGUGGUUUACUGCAAGAGUGUCCACUUCAAUGGCUUCGAACACGCCAGGGACAACCUGAAGUUCUACGAGAUGUCCUCCUUCAAGGAGAGCAAAGCCUUCAACCUGGCUAACAACUCAGCCUCCGCCUUCAUCCAUCACAACAUGGACAAGCUGAGCAGGAUCUACCCUGCAGGCUCCAGGACAGACUCCUCCAACUACAACCCUGUCCCCAUGUGGAACGCUGGCUGUCAAAUAGUGGCCCUCAACUUCCAGACCCCCAGGAAGGAGAUGCACAUCAACCAGGGCCGCUUCUUAGCCAACGGGGCGUGCGGCUACAUCCUCAAGGAGGACUUCCUCAGGGACCCGUCCUCCGACUUUGACCCCGUGGUGCUCUCCAGGGGGCCGUGGCUGACACCCAAGACGCUCAAUGUCAUGGUGAUCUCCGCUCAGCAGCUGCCCAAACUCAACGAGGAGAAGCAGAAGUCCAUCGUGGACCCCCUGGUGAGAGUGGAGGUCUACGGCGUGCCGGCGGACAACGCCAGCAAGGAGACGCACUACAUCGAGAACAACGGGUUCAACCCCAUGUGGAACGAGCGGUUCGAGUUCAGCAUCCUGGUCCCUGAUCUGGCCCUGGUGAGGUUUGUGGUGGAAGACCACGACACCACGUCCCAGAACGACCUGGUGGGACAAUUCUGCCUCCCACUCACAAGUCUGCAGAACGGUUAUCGCCACGUUCCGCUUCUCAACAAGAACGGCGACGUCAUCACCGCCUCGGGCCUCUUCGUGCACGUCAUGCUCUUGGACGGCGUGUCGUGAAAAAAAAGCUGCAAGCGGACACGCGAACAAAAGGAGGAGUUGUUGUGUGCGCUGGAAAGGAAGAAAUGAUUUAAUUUAUGCUGACUUUUUAAUAACUGUUGUUAUCAAAGCAAAUAUUAAAUAUUACAAGGACACAUUUUUCAUUAUAUUCUGUCAUUCGUAAUUAUUCAUAAUAACUUUAUUUUAACGUGCAAGUUGACCAUCUGGAAUAAAAACAUGCCAACAA